AGCAGGUGGCGCUGCUGUAUUUCAUGCUCGUCAGAAACAGGAGCGAGUUCCGGUGAAUAUCAAAUGUCUGCUAGUUAUCCUGCUCACCGAUGAAUUUCGCUGAUAAUUUACACAAAUGGCCGAGUAGCAUGGAUCUGGACUUCGGGAACAAACUGCCCCAGGCUCUGUCGACAAACACUAAACUGCCCCAGUCUCUCUCCUCUAGCGCGAAGUUUCUUCCCUCAGACCCGUUCGAGAGCUACAGGCGUCCGCAGGGGGUCCGAGUCAAAGAGGAAGACGAGAGUGUGGAGGACUUCUUUCAUUUCGCUCAGCACCUGCAGCAGCAGACCGGAGAGUGUCUCACGGCUUGCUGCGGCGCAUCAAACCCUAAAAGCCUGUCUCUCUCCGAUCCGGCCAAGACCCCCAGUCGUCCCUCUGCGGACCGGCCGUACCACUGCCAGGACUGCGGCAAAUACUUCCGGAUCAACGACAUCAAGCGGCACCAGCGGAUCCACAGCGGAGAGCGGCCCUUCCCCUGCUUCCAGUGUGGCAAGAACUUCCCCACCUCCGGGGACCUGAAGAGACACGAGCGCAUCCACACGGGCGAGCGGCCCUACCACUGCCUGCAGUGCGGCAAGAACUUCUCCGACUCGGGCCACCUCAAGCAGCACGAGAGGAUGCACACGGGCGAGCGGCCCUACCAGUGUCCGCAGUGUGCCAAGAGCUUCUACCGCUCCGGAGACCUGAAGCGCCACCUGAGGAUCCACAGCGGAGAGCGGCCCUACAAGUGCCUGCAGUGCGACAAGACCUUCUCCGACUCCGGGCACCUGCGGGGCCACCAGCGCAUCCACACCGGAGAACGGCCCCACCGCUGCACGCUCUGUGAGAAGAGCUUCUUCAGAUCGGGCGACCUGAAGCGGCACCACAGAACACACACGGGCGAGCGGCCCUACCAGUGCUUCCAGUGCGGGAAGAGCUUCUCCGAGUCGGGACACCUGAAGGAGCACCGGCGGAUCCACACCGGAGAGAAGCCCUACCACUGCAACCAGUGCGACAAGAGCUUCUCGCGGCUGGAGCGGCUCAAGGGCCACCAGAGCAUCCACACGGGCGAGCGGCCCUUCCACUGCACGCAGUGCGGCAAGAACUUCUUCCGCUCGGGAGAACUGAAGCGGCACCAGAGGAUCCACAGCGGCGAGCGAGCGUGAGAGAGAUCAGCAGCUGCUGCGUGCUGUUAAUGUGUUAGUCGUAGACCGUAUGAAGCGCUACCUCUGCACUGAUCCUCACCGUCUCUGUGUUCUUCACAGAUGUAGAGUUCAGUGACUCAUUAGAAGUGUAUUAUUACUGUGUGUGCUCACAUUCCCUGUAUUUAAUGAAUCUCUCUCAAACUGUCUGUGGUUAAUUUUCUUUUAUAUAACUGUUUUACUGUCAGCAUGAGAAGAUGCCACCGAAGCGUCUCUGGAUCUCUCGAUGCUGGCCGUGUGUUUCUAGCUGCUGUAAAUCAUGUGUGCGAGAAACAGAAUAACCAUUGAUGAAUAGAACAGAAUAAAACACUUUAUUAACUGUCAUGAAAGAUGUUACAGAGUAUAGAUCUGCUCUGAUUUAGCCACUGUUUGUGAUCGGUUCUGAUAGUAAACUGAGCUCAAGAAUCAUAUUAGAUUUACCUUUUAAGUUUUUUAAAUGAGCUCUUUGCAUGUGUUAUUGUUUAGAAUAGUCCUCUGUUUUUACUUUAUAUAUGUGUGUAUUUAACCAUCAGUAGCUUGAAGGCUUUUUAUAAGAGCUGUGUGCAGGACUGAAUUAUAAUUGUUUGGGCUCUUCAUGUUUAUCAAUGUUUUCUUCAUGUGUGUUGUCAUCCUUAAUAAACACUUCACCUCUAAGUACAGCCACA
Messenger RNA from Carassius gibelio (silver crucian carp), 1864 nucleotides. Its product is annotated as zinc finger protein 239-like. Lineage: Eukaryota; Metazoa; Chordata; Actinopteri; Cypriniformes; Cyprinidae. Gene Ontology annotation, biological process: regulation of transcription by RNA polymerase II. The record is from RefSeq and is a predicted model, not a curated record. The transcript has 3 exons. Gene Ontology annotation, cellular component: transcription regulator complex; PcG protein complex. Bases 90 to 1184 code for a protein of 364 amino acids. Gene Ontology annotation, molecular function: RNA polymerase II cis-regulatory region sequence-specific DNA binding; DNA-binding transcription factor activity, RNA polymerase II-specific.